AUGAACAAGGACGUCGAGAAUGAUGGAGCGUUGGCCUUUCGAUCUUAUACUCUAAUCCCAGUACGCAGGUUUCAUGCAGCGAAGCCCACAGGGUAUGUUUUUUAAGACCUAUAAUUUUUCGAGUUUAGUUUGCUCCAGCCGAUCCCUAGGAUUCAUGGACGGCGUAUGUUUGUGACUGUUUUGUUGAGACAUGCCCUGAAAUUGAGAUAUUGGGUGGCCACCGGUCUGAUUGGAGGAGGGAUAACUGCAGGUAAUGUAAGUAGGCGUUUCCUUUAAUUAUUUGUUGUUUUUAGUGGUAUGAAGAGUGGAAGAAGAGUUUACCGGACUUCUCCUUGCCUGAAUGGGCCAAAUUUGAGGAUUCUACAUUCAGAAAUUUCUCCGAGGACCUCAAACAACUUGGAAACAGAUUUGAUUCUCUCGAUUUGAAAGCAAAACUUCCAAAUCUACCUCUAUGGGAGCUGAAGAAUAAGUCAGGUCAGCUUUUUGUGGAUAUUCGGCCUUCAAAUAACUUGGACGAUUUAUUGUUCUUAUCUUCAGUCACCGAUGCCACAACAACUAGCGGACCAGAUGGUGGAGAAAGUCCUGGAGGAGGUUGGUUUUUGCUGACAUUACUUUACAGUACUUGUUCUGAUUGUUAGUGGUUCUAUUUUUAGAUUCUGGAUCAUUAUUUUCGAUGUUUUCAAGGAAGAAGGAGGCCAAUGAAAAGAGUGAAGUAGGUUGAUUCUCAUCGUUUAUUACUUACGAUUUAGAAUCUGAGCGCAGAAGAACGAAUCCAGGCUCUCCAAGAGGAAAUUUUGAAGACACAGCUGCAAUAUCAAAGAGAAUUGGAACGUCUUGAGAAAGAGAAUAAAAUUUUGAAGCAAAGGUUACUGCUAAAAGAUAAAGGCGAACUAAAGAGAUUGAAGAAACUAAAAGUAACAAGAUAUCGCUUUAUUAAUUACUCUUUUUAGGUUUCUUUAAUCGACAUGUAUUCAGAGAUGCUGGACAUCUUGAAUGAAUAUGACCGCUCCUAUUCGACUACUGACAAUCUUCCUCGAGUUGUCGUUGUUGGUGAUCAAUCUGCAGGAAAGACUUCAGUCCUGGAAAUGAUUGCUCAAGCCAGAAUAUUCCCUCGAGGCUCGGGUGAAAUGAUGACCCGAGCUCCAGUUAAAGUCACACUUAGCGAGGGACCUUAUCAUGUGGCGCUGUUUAGGGAUAGUAACAGAGAGUUUGAUCUGACAAAAGAAGAUGACUUGGAGAAACUGAGGAAUGAGAUUGAAUUGAGGAUGAGGAACUCGGUUAAAGAUGGAAAAACUGUUUCGAACGAUGUCAUCUCGUUAACCGUAAAGGGACCAAAUCUCCCGAGGAUCGUUUUGGUUGAUUUACCUGGUGUUAUUUCAACAGUUACUGCUGAUAUGGCCAGAGAAACGAAGGAUGAUAUUAUUCAGAUGUGCCGUCAACACAUGGAGAAUCCAAAUUCGAUUAUCCUUUGUAUUCAAGGUAAGUUUUUGAUGUGAUUUAUAAUUUCUCUCUGUUAUCUUUUGUCUAUUUGUUUUUUAGACGGCUCGGUAGAUGCUGAACGAAGUAAUGUGACCGAUUUGGUGAGUCGAAUAGAUCCCUCAGGACAAAGGACCAUACUCGUGUUAACAAAAGUGGAUCUGGCAGAGAAGAAUCUUAAUAAUCCCGAUCGAAUUAAGAAGAUAUUGGAAGGGAAACUAUUUCCAAUGAAAGCAAUUGGUUACUUUGGAGUUGUGACUGGAAUGGAUAAGAAGAAUGCUUCAAUAGAGGAGAUUAGAAGAUAUGAAGAGCACUUCUUUGAGAACUCCAGUUUGUUCAAGUAAGUCGACUGUUGUGUUAAAUAUAUCUGGGAUUUUCAGAGAAGGAGUGCUAAAACCUUCCCAAAUGACCACGAGGAAUAUGUCUUUGGCAGUUUCUGAUUGUUUCUGGAGGAUGGUCAGGGACACAAUAGAUGCGCAAUGUGAUGCAUUCAGAGCAGCCAGAUUCAAUUUGGAGACAGAAUGGAAGAAUACCUUCCCCAGAGUCAGGGAACUUGACCGCGAUGAGUUGUUCGAUAAAGCCAGAGGGGAGAUUUUGGAUCAGAUUGUAAAUUUGUCCUUGGUAUCAGCUGAAGAAUGGGAGAGUUUGAUUCAAAACAAGCUUUUGUCGUUGAUAUCAAAGCAAAUAUUUGAUCAAAUAUUACUACCAACCUCAGGAAUGAACAAUACUGGAGCAUUUAAUACAGCAGUUGAUAUACGAUUGAAACAUUGGACCGAGAAAGAACUAUCUAAUCUCUCAGUUACAGUCGGAUGGGAGAGUUUGGCUGAAGUUUUUAAAGCACAAGUGUUGGGGGAGAAAAGUUCCAAUGGAAGACAGGAAAAUGAUCCCAUCUUCAAUGAUCUCAAGACGGCUGUUAUCGAGAAUAUACUCAAAGAACAUCAAUGGGAUAUGAAGGCUGUGGAUUACUUGGUAAGAAGUUAGGAAAAUAAUUAAAAAAAUCUCGGUUAAUGGUUCUGCUCCGCGAAGGAAUGACUUAGAUGACUUUUAUCAGCAGAAUAUGUUAAACAAAGCAAUACUUCAUUACCCAAGAAUAUUUACUUAACAGUUAAGUUACCGUAUACUUCGAAGCCCCUAAAAGUACAGGAAAUUAUAAUCGGUCGCGGAGUUUUGACAAGAAGAUGUGUUCAUAAAACCUAUAGCGUAUUUCUAAACUUUCCUAACUGUCGUAGAUAGAUGGUUCAAAAAUGUGUGUGUAAAAAUUAGCCUAUUUUUCUGAAAGUGUUUGUAGAAUGAAACGUACAGGCUUUGGUUUGUUUUGCAAGGCUUUCGUAACGGAGUGAAUACUGAAGUGACAAUGAUGUUUUAGAAAGCAAUACAGCUGAAUGCGAUCAGUGAUCCCAAUGUGCCAGACAGAAGAACAUGGGAAACUGCCUGCCGAUUUAUGGGAGACGCGGUCGAUAGAUACCUCGAUAAAACAAAACAGGUGUUAAAUGAAUCCAGAGGCCCUGGGUUUUAUGAUAAAUGGUUUAAAUGGAAGAAUCCAACUUAUGAUAAUAUAUUAUCAGAGAAUUUGCAAAAGGAGUUUAGACAGAUUUUGCAUCAGAAUGUGGUAAGUUGUUAGUUUGGGUAUAUCAACAAAUUGUAGGAGCAUUUGCCAUCAUUGAAUGAAGAAGAUGUAACGGUGGUUCGACGGAACCUAGAAACCAAAGAACUAAAAGAGAUACCCAAAGAUGUGAUGCUCAAAGAAUGGCAGUAUGUUUUCAGAGAGUUCUACUUGGAGAGGUUAAAGCAAGCCAGUGUGGAGUGUCAAGGAUACUAUCAGCAUUACAAACAGGGAAUCGAGCAAGAUGGAGAUUUGGAUUGCCAAGCCGUCGUUCUUUUCUACAGAUUGAAGAAGAUGCUGGACUUGAGUUCGAAUGCCCUCAGGCAACAAAUAACAAAUACGGAACAAAGGAGGUUGGAGAAAGAAGUUAAGGACCUUUUGGAUGAUUGGUCUCAAGAUCAAGAUGUCAAGAAGACUUACCUCACUGGGAAAAGAGUCGACUUGGCUGAAAAUUUGAGUAAGUUAGAAUUAAGAAAUUACGUUAUUUUGCGAUAAUAUGUUAAAGCAAGCAAGAUAAUAUGUUUAAAGCAAUACAAUAUUAUAUUUAUACUUUUAGAACGAGUCAGGUACAUCCAAGAGAAGUUGGAAGAAUUUAUGCACCGGUUACAUGAGGAGAAGAAAUGA
Molecule: messenger RNA, 3703 nt
Organism: Bursaphelenchus xylophilus (pine wood nematode)
Lineage: Eukaryota; Metazoa; Nematoda; Chromadorea; Rhabditida; Aphelenchoididae
Source: the annotation of a GenBank genome assembly